Molecule: messenger RNA, 831 nt
Organism: Orycteropus afer afer
Lineage: Eukaryota; Metazoa; Chordata; Mammalia; Tubulidentata; Orycteropodidae
Source: RefSeq, a predicted model, not a curated record
AUGGCUUUGAACCCCAAGGACCCCAGUGGUGGGUUCCACCAUGCCGAGGUGGUGGCCUUCAUUAACGAGAAGAUGGCCAGGCACGCGAAAGGCCCUGAAUUCUACCUCGAGAAUAUGUCCCUGUCCUGGCCAGAGGUGGAAGCUAAGCUCGGGGCUAUCCUGGAAGACAGCGAGAUGUCCAACGAGGUCAAGGAGGCCUGCACCUGGGGCAGCCUGGCCCUGGGCGUGCGCUUCGCUCACAGGCAGAGCCAGUUACAGGGGCUCAGGGUGCAGUGGCUUCACGACUUCGCCAAGCUGCACCGGUCUGCUGCAAAGAACCUAGCCGCAGACCUGAAGAAGCUCACCGAGCAGCAGGAACUGGAACGCAAGAGGGCGGCCUUCCAGCUGCAGCUGCUCCGGGCCUCCUUAGCAGAUGUGCAGAUGGAGAGGGACCAGUUGAAGUGGAAGCUCCUCCAGGCAGAGCAGCAGCAGCCCCUGGAGCCAGCCACAAGGUGGCCAAGCUUGUCCACUGCUCAUGCGGCUGGGACAAGAGAAGGCAAGGAGGAAGAGGAGGUGGUCGCCACAGCGGGACCAAGGCUGUUCACUGCCAGUGCGGCUGGGGCGGGAGGAGAAAGCAAGGAGGAAAAGAAAGCAGUGGCCAUAUGCCACAGGAGAAGAGGAGGAGAGGGAUAUGGCAGGUGCUGCCAUCGCACCUGCUACCAGGGCUACACAGGAAUUGAGUGGAACCUUGCUGAAGUUUUCUGGAGCUACGGGGUGGGAAAAAAUCAUCUCUGGAGGGCAGAGGGAGGGAGAGCGCAGGUUAAUGGAAACAGACAUAUUUUGUUUCUCUGA